Messenger RNA from Bombus pyrosoma, 2316 nucleotides. Its product is annotated as LIRP-like. Lineage: Eukaryota; Metazoa; Arthropoda; Insecta; Hymenoptera; Apidae. Gene Ontology annotation, molecular function: hormone activity. The transcript has 3 exons. Bases 1748 to 2239 code for a protein of 163 amino acids. Gene Ontology annotation, cellular component: extracellular region. The record is from RefSeq and is a predicted model, not a curated record.
UUAAAAAGAAGAAAAACCGCAACAAUUUGUGAGAAUGAAUAGAAUGUUACACUGUGGGAAAUAAUAGUUAAAUAAUAUCUAUGUUGCUGAAGGAAGUUAUAUCAGCACGGUUUCCUUCCUGAUUAUCUUUUCCAAAUAUUCGCGCGUGGAUGAAUAAGGGGAAUUCGUGAGAUAUUUGAAAAGCAUUCGAUCUAGGAUUUUAACACGGAAACAUUUACAGUACAAGAUUCACAUUUGCACGAAUGAUAUCUAAAAAUAGGUCGUUACUCGACGACUGGUACGCGACAGCAACAGCAUGGGGGCUUCAUUAUUGAUAAGUCCUGAUAAAAGUUAAUAAAAGCGAUUUAAAUAGACAUACUUGAGAGGAUCCACUUAUGAUACUUGAAUUUCGAGUUUACCCAGUACAAGUGUUCGCUUUUAAGUUUAGCUUAUUUGGAUUUACAAAAAUUCAAUCGACAUUCUUUCUAUUAGGAAUAGAUGUUACAGUUCUUUGACACCUUUAAUUUAUCAGUAGUUGAAUAUCAUACUAAUUAUAUUAUAUAGUACUGUAUGUUAUAUUAAUAGUACCGUAUUAUCUCAUACUAAUGCUGUUAUAAUGUAUAAACUGCAGGUGUUUAUGAAUUUAUAGAGAACUUGAAUAUAUAAAUAUAUAUAAAGUAAAACAAAACAUAUUAGGCGCUAUUUCAUUAGUUGCAUUCAUGCAAAUAUAAAUUUGCAUAAAUAUCUGUAUUGUAAUAAUAGAAUAUGAUUAAUGAUUUUUUUCAAUGAGAGUAAGCUACUAUAGUAUUAUUAUUGUUAAGUUCUAUUUAGUUGCCGACGAGAAGGUAGCGUUAACUGACGUUUAAUGCAACUGGCAAUAAGCUCCACUUUCGGCUAACCUGCUAUGUGCGGGAAUACUGGCACGGGAGAGGAUUAAAGUUGUUCGAAAGUAAAUUUACAAUAUGUAAUGAUUUAUUCAAAUCUUACUUGAUUUCGAUAUUGACAAUUAACUGACAGAUUGACGGAUAUAAAAUUCUUCGGUUGACAAAAUGAUGAUUCUUCGGUUGACAAGAUGAUGAUUCUUUGGUUGACAAAAUGAUAACUAACUCUUCGAUAGACAAAAUGAUAACUAACUCUUUGAUAGACAAAAUGAUAACUAACUCUUCGAAUAGUAAUUAUUCGGUUGACGAACGGUAAUUAAUUAAUAUUAUUCGAUAUACGAACCGUAAUUAUUAUUCUUCUUAUUCGAUAAGCGGACGGUAAUUAUUGUUUUUACUCGAUAAACGAACGGUAAAUAUUCUAUUCAAUAAACGAACGGUAAAUAUUCUUACUCGAUUAACGAACGGUAAAUAUUCUCCUUAUUGAUUUCUCUGAGUCGCUACAUUUAUCCGUCGGAGAUGAAAAAACGUCGGGGUCUUUCUUUUGAAAAUGUUUGGGAAGAUCCCCAACGUUUGUUCAACUGCCGACUUUGUUUACAAUUUAAAUUGUCUUAAUAUCGUUAUAGAAACAUAAUUAGGUAAAUAUAAAAACAUGGUUAGAUAAGUUUUCGCAAGAUAUAGCUUUUAGCGGCUUUAACUGCCUUUCAAUUCAAAUACUGUAAACAUGGUUUGAAAUAAACGUUUUAAAUUAUCUUGAUUUGACAAUCAUUUGAAAGAAGUUAUCAAUUUUACUUUCGCGCUACGGAUCGUGCGGGUCAUGGGUCGUGACAAUUAUUAUUGCAGAAUCUUACUAAAUUAAAAAGUUUGCAAAAAUAUUUCUUUGCUUCUAGAUGUGUGCAAAUGGAUUAUACGCGCUCAUGAGUUUAAUACUCGUGAUAGUGAUCCUAAUACCGGUAGCGGAACAUGCAUCAGAUACAUACAAGCAGCGGAACACACAUGGAUCAGAUGUAUUUCAGUAUGGUCAAAAGGGACAAUCUAGGGAUCAGUCUCGAGAUCAAUCACGAGAUCAAUCACGAGAUCAAUCUCGAGAUCAAUCUCGAGAUCAAUCUAUGACAGAAAGGCACCAAUAUUGUGGCCGAAUUCUGUCAAGUACUUUACAGAUAGUAUGCGGUAGUGUUUACAAUAGCCGAUUUAAAAAAAGCAAUCAAGAAAUGGAGAUGGAUGAUUAUAUGGCCUAUAGUUACGAUCUGCAUCCUUAUAAGUCUAUCAAGAAUGCGAAAAAAAUGAUUAGAUUUCGAAGAAGUGGACGGGGAAUUCACGAGGAAUGUUGUUUAAAAUCUUGUACGACCGAGGAGCUGCGCUCCUAUUGCGGUGCUCGUUGAUGAGAGAAUCAUUUCUUAAAACAUAAGCAAAAGAUUGAGGAAAUGCUCAAAUAUAAUGUUUUCCCUAUUUACUAACA